Molecule: messenger RNA, 1461 nt
Organism: Fusarium mangiferae
Lineage: Eukaryota; Fungi; Ascomycota; Sordariomycetes; Hypocreales; Nectriaceae
Exons: 5
Coding region: 1-1461 (486 amino acids)
Molecular function (GO): oxidoreductase activity, acting on paired donors, with incorporation or reduction of molecular oxygen; heme binding; monooxygenase activity
Source: RefSeq, a predicted model, not a curated record
AUGCUUCUUGUAUGGAUAGCAGCCAUUAUAGCCAUCGCUUGGCUGGUAUUGGGUUCAUCGUCUAACACCAAAGGCAGCGGGAAGCCUUUGCCUGGCCCACCAGGUAAGCCCUUGGUCGGAAACCUCUUUGAGAUCCUCCAAUACCACUCUUGGCUCAAGUUCAAGGAAUGGGCCGACACAUACGGCCCGAUCUUUCGUCUCAAUCUCGCUGGGCGGCAGCAUGUCCUCUUGUCGACCGAGAAGAUUGCCAGUGAUCUCCUACGCGAACGAGGCAGUUAUUAUUCCUCACGCGAGUUUCUCCCCAUGGCAUCUGGAAUCGUCUCGCGCGAGAUGAGGCCAUUGCUUCUCCCACAUAAUGGCCGGAAACUGAUGCAUCAGUUGACCAUGCCAGCCGCAGCUGACUCUUACCAAACCGUCCAGGACUAUGAGUCCAAGAAGCUGCUCAUGUCGCUGCCCGAGACACCUGCCACCUAUGUCAAAUGGUUCCAGCUGUACGCCUCGGGGGGUAUUUUCCGAAUUGGAUUCGGCAAGUUGAUAGAAACGGGCGACCAGCCCGCUGUCAAGCGAAUUAUCCAAGUUGUCCAUAAUCUGGAGCGAGUCGCAUCACCCGGAGCCUACUUUGUUGACUCGAUGCCAUUCCUCAACAGGUUGCCAGAAGCAGUAGCCCCCUUCAAGAGGGAGGGGCGAAGGCUACACGAGGAGGAACUGAGCCUCUUUAGAGAGCUUCAGUAUGAUGUGUGCCGCGCAUUGGAGAAGGGCUCUGACGCUCAGUGUCUCACACGUACGUUCCUCGAGAACAAGGACGGCUAUCAGCUUUCUGAUGACGAGGGGGCCUACGUAAUCGGCACCUUGUUCGAAGCUGGGAGCGGCACCACAGCUGUGGGCGACCGAAUGCCCGAGUUUGAGGAUAUACCGAACCUUCCGACGGUACGUGCCGUUAUCAGGGAGGUGCUGCGGUGGCGCCCUGUCGCAGCAGGUGGGUUUCCUCACCAGCUGACCAAGGACGACGAAUACGAAGGGUUUUCCUUCAAAAAGGGAACGAUAUUCCAUCCCAACCAAUGGGCAAUUCAUCGAGACACGGCAUUGUACCCUGACUCAGACAACUUCAGGCCGGACAGAUGGCUGGACCCAAAGUUCCCACCUACUUACAGAGAACCGCUGUCCAAGUUCCCCAACCUGCAGAACUACAGCUGUUUUGGAUUCAGGCGGCGGAUCUGUCCAGGACAGAACAUCGCCGAGCGGUCUCUUCACAUCUUGACGGCUCGGGUCGCCUGGGCUGGCAGCGUUGUAAAGGAAAGGGACGCUAGCGGAGCGGAGCUGCCAGUGCCACUUUACGACUACACCAUAGGGUUCAACACCCAACCGGAACACUUUGACUUUGACGUGGUUAUACGGUCACAGGCGAGACAUGCAGUCAUCAAGGAAUAUCUGAAGGAAACAAGGUCUAAGCGGCCAGCGUAG